This is a messenger RNA of Melopsittacus undulatus (budgerigar), 952 nucleotides long. RefSeq names its product leucine rich repeats and calponin homology domain containing 4 (gene LRCH4). The transcript is spliced from 7 exons. The record is from RefSeq and is a predicted model, not a curated record. Gene Ontology annotation, molecular function: protein binding. Lineage: Eukaryota; Metazoa; Chordata; Aves; Psittaciformes; Psittaculidae. Bases 29 to 952 code for a protein of 307 amino acids.
CGGCCGCAGAGUGCGGAGCUCUCCGCCCAUGGCGGCCGCGGCCCAGGCCCAACCGGAGCCGGGGCCUAGUGCGGCCUACACCGGAACCGGAGCCUCCGGAGCCGGAACCGGAGCCAGUGGAGCCGGAACCGGAGCCGAAGCCGGAGCCGGAGCCUCCGGCUCCGUCUCCGGCUUCGGCUCCGUCUCCGUCUCCGGUACCGACCGAGCCCUGGAGGAGGCCGCGGCCUCCGGGACCCUCGUCCUGUCCGGUCGCCGGCUCCGCUCCUUCCCUUCGGACGUGGCUCAGCGCUGGGACCUCAGCGACACGACGGAGGCCGCCGCUGCCUGUCAGCUGCCGGCUCUGGAGGGGCUGAUCCUGCACCACAACUGCCUGCGCAGCAUCCCCCCGACCAUAGCCAACCUGCAGGCCCUGACACACCUGGACAUCAGCCGCAACCAGCUGAGCUCCCUGCCCCCCUCCCUCUGCCUCCUGCCCCUGCACAGCCUCAAUGCCAGCACCAACCGCCUGACCCACCUGCCAGACACCAUCAGCUCUAUGGGGACCCUGCGGCAACUGGAUGUGAGCUGUAAUGUGCUGCGGGUGCUGCCAUCGGGGCUGGGGCAGCUGCGGGAGCUGAGGGACCUGAACCUGCGGAGGAACCAGCUCACGGAGCUGCCUAUGGAGCUGUCGCAGCUGCCCCUUGUCCUCCUGGACUUCUCAUGUAACCAGGUCAGUUCCAUCCCCUGCUGCUACCGACACCUGAGGCACCUGCAGAGCCUGAGGAGCCAACACAACCCCCUGCACAGCCCCCCCGCGCAGCUCUGCUUAAAGGGCAAAGUUCACAUCUUCAAGUACCUUGAGGCUGCUGCCACCCGGACCCCUCCCCCCACAGGCAGCCCCAUAGAGGACCUGACCCCCCCCCCCCCAUGGUUUGGGGUCCUCAUUGGUCCCUGCCCCAUAGCAGCCCCAUAG